Molecule: messenger RNA, 1575 nt
Organism: Sciurus carolinensis (gray squirrel)
Lineage: Eukaryota; Metazoa; Chordata; Mammalia; Rodentia; Sciuridae
Gene: Fcamr
Product: Fc alpha and mu receptor
Exons: 6
Coding region: 1-1575 (524 amino acids)
Cellular component (GO): plasma membrane
Molecular function (GO): transmembrane signaling receptor activity
Source: RefSeq, a predicted model, not a curated record
AUGGCCCUCCUCCUCAUACUGUGCCUGCUACAAGGUUCCUCUUUGGCCCCUUCACACAGAGGACCCCAUCUCAGAUGGCUGCAGGGCGACUCUCUCCCCUCUGGCACCCACCUCUGUGCCAUGGAAGUGUUCACGUCUUCCUCACCCCUCUGCUGGCCGGAGGAGAGUUCUUUUGCAGUUGCAAGUACAUUGAAGGGCCCGAAGCUGGUGUCUGGGAAACCUGGGGGAGCUGUCACCAUCCAGUGCCAUUACAUUCCCUUGUCAGCCAACAGGCACCAGAGGAAGUACUGGUGCCGUCUGGAGGUACCAACGAGGAUCUGCCACACGAUUGUGUCCAGCAACCACUACACUCACCGUGACUACCAGGGUCGUGUGACUCUAGCAGACUUCCCACAGAGCAGCUUGUUUGUGGUGAGGCUGUCCCAACUGUCCCUGCGCGAUGUGGGACAAUACCGUUGUGGCAUCGGAGACAGAAACAACAGGCUGUUCUUGAGCAUGAAUCUGACCAUCUCUGUAGGUCCUUCCAAAGUUAUCCCCACAGCCACUUUGGCUGCCAGCGAGCUGGUCACGGUAUCCUUUGGGACAGGAUCUCCAGCAUCCAACAGAUGGACCUCAGGAGCUAUCCAAACUCUAGAAGGACAGGGGACAAAAUGGGACAGAGUUCCUUUGACUUCAGGAACCAGCCAAAGCACAGCGACAGCCAAGGGAAGACAAACCCCUGCUACAACCUGGGCAGAAACUCCUGAGACAGGCAGUGGGACAGAGGGUUCCAUUAAGGCAACAGUCCCCACGCCAGAGAGCCCAGCUUCAAAACUCAGCCGUUUGUCUAGCACAACAGAAAGUGUUCGGGAGGGGAGUAUCCAUAACUUAGUCACAAAUACAGCUAGGGCCAGCAAGGGCUGGGGGGAGAUGACUACUGAGGCUCAUAGGGCAGGGCAGGAAACAGACAGGGCCCGGACAGAUCCAGAUGCAGCCAGGAGAACCAGAGGAACCACGAGGCCAUCAGCCCCAGUCUCAGAACAACUGGCCCAGGAAACCCUCCGAGAAGCAACACCUGUUUCUAAGCAACCAGCCCCGGGUUCCACUGAGGAAGCAACCCCAACUACAGGCGUGUGGACCUUGAGCACCACCAGCAUGGAUACGGCAUCUGUGGAAGGAAGCACUUAUGGAGACCUAGACAGCACUGUUGGAGGCAGGGGUCCCCAAGCAACGCCAAGUCAGGCCCCAGGAACAGGCCCCCGAAAGCCCUCUGGCAUGGAGUCCUCUGUGAAGAGUGGUUUUCCAGAGGAAAUCAGCUCUCAGAUCCUGACUCCAGUCUGCGCUGUGUUAGCCCCAUUUCUGAUUGUGGCUCUGAUCCUAUUGCAAAGGAGACUUCGAAAAAACAGACCAUCUCAGGAGGCAGAAAGGGCAGCCCCCAGGGUCACCCUGAUUCAGAUGACACAUUUCCUGGAGCCCACCCUUUCACCAGCUCAGCUGCCUCAUGAGGAAAGGAAGAUGCUGCAGGGUGACUCUCCUACCCAAGCUGGUCCGACUGCCCCAGAGAGGGACCCAGGACUCUCAGGAAUGGAAAGAUAA